Messenger RNA from Ustilago hordei, 3972 nucleotides. RefSeq lists its product as uncharacterized. NCBI's taxonomy places the organism in Eukaryota, Fungi, Basidiomycota, Ustilaginomycetes, Ustilaginales, Ustilaginaceae. The coding region runs from base 1 to 3972 and encodes 1323 amino acids. The transcript has a single exon. The record is from RefSeq and is a predicted model, not a curated record.
AUGCCUAUUCUCGAUACGGAUCUCGAUCUGAACGCGCUCUUUCGCAAACAGGUCAGAGCAUCUCCCGAUGCCCUCGCCCUCGUCGACCCCUCCGCCACCUACACAUAUGCUCAGCUCGAUAGCAAAGUAGACAGCCUUGCUCUCUACUUUCGUCGCCAUCAUGCCGUUGGUCGCGACACCCUCGUCGGUAUCCUCAUGGCCAGGGGCGCAGACUAUGUGAUUGCUUGUCUCGCGGCUUUGCGUGCUGGAGGUGCUUUCCUCGUUCUCGAGCUUGCCUAUCCACUCGGUCUCCUCCACCAAGUCAUCAAGGACGCAAGCCCAGCGGUGGUCGUCACCCAGACAGAGCAUGCAGAGCUCGUCCCCGAAACCGUUCAGUCCAUCUUGAUCGAUGACAAGCUACAGGCUGCCAGCUUGUUUGCUACCACAGAUGCUCCCGAUUCCUCAUCCUCUCCUCUGCCCGCAUUGCCAGCAGAGACCGACCUCGAGCGUCUUGCUUUCGUCUCCUACUCGUCUGGCACAACAGGAAAGCCAAAGGGUAUCGCCAACCCACACCGUGCUCCCGUCAAGUCCUACGAUCUUCGUUUUGCUGUCAACGAUCUCAAGCCCGGCGACCGCGUAGCUUGCAACGUCUACUUUAUCUGGGAGUUCAUCCGUCCUCUCUUGCGUGGUGCUACCACUUAUGCUAUCCCAGAUCACUCGAGUUAUGAUCCCGUCAAGCUCGUCCAGUUGCUCGCCAAUCAAAAGAUCACAGAGACACUCAUGACUCCAACCUUGCUUGCUGCCAUCCUGGCAAGACACCACAACCUCGGUGCCAAGCUACCCGACCUUCGUUCCCUCUGGCUCAACGGUGAAGUCGUCACUACCGAUCUUGCACGAAGAGCCAUCAAGGCUUUGCCCAACACACGCCUUCUCAAUUGCUACAGUGCUAGUGAGACCCACGAGGUUGCCUGCGGUGAUCUUGGCGAAAUGCUUCCCACCUUGGCCCCCGACGCACCUUAUGUCCCUGUCGGCCUUCCCUUGGACCCCUCUCAUACCUACAUUCUUGAUCAAGAUGAGGUCCCACUUCAGCCUGGCGAGCCCGGAGAGCUGUAUGUCGGAGGCGACCUUCUUGCUAGAGGCUACCUCAAUCUCGUCGAUACUACCGCCAAAGCCUUUACCCCAGACACUUUCACCUCCCUAACCAAUGCCCGCAAGUACAGGACCGGCGAUUUGGCCUGUAUCCUUCCCCAAUCCGGUCUUUUGCAGAUUACAGGUCGAGUCGGUGGAAUGAUUAAGAUCCGCGGCUACUCGAUCGUUCCUGGUACCGUCGAAAAGGCCAUUGUCGACAACUUUGACGUCAGCAACUGUGCUGUCGUCGCUCACGGUGAAGGUCUUGAACGUCAGCUGGUUGCCUACAUUGUCCCCGACGAGGGCGAGCGCGGCAACCCUACUGUCCUCACCAUUGAUGACAACGGUCACAGUCCCGCUGCACGACAAGUUCUCGUUCAGCACCUUGCACACUACAUGAUUCCCACACUCUGGGUUGUCUUGCACUCGCUUCCCACUCACGAGGUCUCUGGCAAAGUCGAUCUCAAGAACUUGCCCAACCCCAAAGCAGCCAUUGCUGCAGCCAGCGGUACCAACUCGAGAGCAAGAAGCCCUGCUCCAGAUGAGACGGUCAACCUCAAGUCGAUUGCUGCCCUCUGGGCACUCUCGCUCAAUGUCAAUCCCAACACAGUUCUCGAGGCUGGCAAGACUGUCAGCUUCUUCGAUCUCGGUGGCCACUCGCUCUUGCUGGCUGACUUGGCCACUCGUAUCUCCAAGACUCUCGGUGGCUUUACCGUGCCUCUUGCCGAGUUGGCCGGUAACCCUACCCUUCAGGAUCACGUCCGAGUCACUCUCGCCGCUCGUGACGGUUACAACGCUGCUGUUCAGGCUGACUUGCCCACCGUCCUCCGUGCCGACAUUGAACUUGCUCCCGAGUUCAAGCUCGCUACUCCCGACCAGUCGGUCGCUCCAUGCAAGCUCAGCGAGGCAAAGACCAUUUUGCUCACCGGUGCCACUGGCUUCCUGGGUGGCUUCUUGCUCCAUGACCUCAUCCAGAACACCUCGGCACGUAUCGUCUGCUUGAUCCGCUUCAACGCUCCUUACCGUACCGAUCGAUCCGCUGCUAUGGCGAGAUUGCGACGCAACAUGCUCGAUCUCGGUUUCUGGGAUCACUCUAUGCUCGACCGAAUCGAUGUCUUGCCCGCCAAUCUUUCGCGUAAUCGCCUCGGUCUCGUGCCUGAGGUGUACGAACAGCUCGUAGAAAAGGUCCAUGUGAUUGUUCACUGUGCCGCCCAGGUCAACCUCGUCUACCCGUACGCGGCGCUGCGAGAUGCCAAUGUAGAAGGCACACGCGAGGUGCUGCGUUUGGCUUUCCUCAGCAACGCCACUGUUCAGUACGUUUCGACGAACGGUGUUUUGCCUCCUUCCAAGACCGGCUGGUCUGAGGAUACCAUUAUGCCCAUCGACCUUGUUCCGGAGAAGCUUCUCGAUGGAUACUGUCAGACUAAGUGGGUUGCUGAGCAGUUGGUCUUGGAGGCUGCCAAGCGUGGUUUGCCUACUAAUGUCAUCCGUAUCGGAACUAUCAGCGGUCACUCCGAGACUGGAUCUACCAAUACUUAUGAUCUCAUCACUGCUCUCAUCGUCGAGUCGGUCCAUCUCGGUGUAGCACCAGAGAUUCCGGACUGGCACAUUGAGAUGACCGCUGUUGACUUUGUCAGCCGUGGCAUCAUUGCCAUUGGUAACCACAUUGACCCUCAACAACGCAUCUACCACUUGGGCGAUAGCGAUCCCAUUGACUGCCGCCUUCUGUUCCAGCACCUCGACACGCUCGGCUACCCAACCGCAAGGACCAACUGGAAGUCGUGGGUCGCAUUGUGGCAGGAGAAGCGUGGCUCUGCUAAAGGUGGUGAUCACGGUUUGACGGUUGAUAUCUUGCGAUCCGGUAUGCCUUCCGAAGAGUUCUUGUUGGGCAUUAUCGCGCUUAAGGACGACGCAACUCGUCCGGCACUUGGUGACUUGAAGAGACCUAAGGUGGAUGCUAAACUCCUACAGACCUACGCCCGUCACUGGUACGCACGUGGAUGGAUGUCAAGACAGCCUUGCAGCGUGCCCGGCUCACCCAACGGCGUUGGCAAUGGCACUACCAAUGGUCUUGCUGCAGCUGGUGCAUUCGACCCCAACUACCCGCUCAAAGGGAAGGUGGCUGUCAUCACAGGUGCUUCUUCCGGUAUCGGCGCAGCUGUAGCCAAAGCACUUGUUCGGCAAGGUGCUCACGUAGCCCUUGCUGCUCGUCGAGUCGAUGCGCUCGAAAGACUCCAGACCGAGCUCGUCAAGGCAUCCAAGUCUAGUGGCAGCGUGACAGGCGGAAAAGUACACAUCCACAAAACAGACGUAACCGACCGCACCCAAGUCGACUCUCUAAUGCAAACUACCACCGACACUCUCGGCCCCAUCGACAUGAUCAUCUCGUGCGCAGGCGUUAUGUAUUACACCCUCAUGGAAAACAUCAAAACCGACGAAUGGGACCAAACCGUCGACGUCAACUGCAAAGGCCUUCUCAACGUCCUCUCUACCUCGCUCCCGCGUCUUCUCCCACGCAGGACAGGCCACAUUGUCGCAAUUUCUUCCGAUGCCGGUCGGAAAGUAUUCCCCGGUCUCGGAGUCUACAGCGCAUCAAAGUUUUUCGUCGAGGCAACUUUGCAGUCUUUGCGACUGGAAACAGCGGGGUCAGGCUUGAGAGUUACAGCGGUUCAACCGGGAAAUACAGCGACAGAUCUGUUGGGGAUGAGUAGCGAUCAGGAAGCCAUCAAGAAGUAUGGUGAACCGACAGGUGCCAAGAUCUUGGAUCCAUCGGAUGUAGCAAACGCUAUUGUUUAUGCGCUGCGUCAACCGCAACAUGUGGCGGUGAACGAGGUUUUGAUUGAGCCUAGGGAGGAGCCUAUCUAA